Molecule: messenger RNA, 830 nt
Organism: Dicrocoelium dendriticum
Lineage: Eukaryota; Metazoa; Platyhelminthes; Trematoda; Plagiorchiida; Dicrocoeliidae
Source: the annotation of a GenBank genome assembly
UUUUUGGCGUUUUCUGCGCGUGUCUUUCUAUUUUCUCGUCUUUACAUGCCCCAACCCUCCCCUUCGAUCGACUGGCCCACACGAGGAAUGUUUUCGAGGACCCUGACGCGGACACUGGUCGCUUCUCCGCGGGACGAGGAUCGCUUCUUCGCGGGACGAGGAUUGCUUCUCCGCGGGACGAGGAUCGCCUCUUCGCGGGACGAGGAUCGCUUCUCCGCGAGACGAGGGUCACUUCUCCGCGGGACGAGGAUCGCUUCUCCGCGAGACGAGGGUCGCUUCUCCGUGGGACCAUGGUCGUUAUCUUCGUGGGACGAGGGUCGUUUUGGCGCGGGGCGGGGUGCGGCGGGGGGAGAGACCACUCCCAAGCGCACCGUUUGGCAGCAGCGGAGGUUGAGGUCCUGUCGGCCUUUUUCUGGACUAGCCAGUUUUUUUGUAGCCCGACAAGCCCGCUCCAACGGCUCGCCGAAAUGCACCCUGCCCUGCAUUCAAUAAAUAACAAAUCAUAAACGGCACAGCGGACUCCGACUUCCGACGAACCCCAUUUACACGAACGCACGCCCAUUUUUACUCGGCACGAUUUCGCCUUACGAACCUCGUUUCAACAUUUCUUUUCGAUUUCGAAGGCUUUCUAUGUUAAGCCUUCUAGGGGGGGAGCUCUGUAGCGCCCAAAAAGAUAACUUAUCUUUCGUGUACAAUUUACUUGUUGAUCGAUUGUACAUUACUCCUUCUUGUUUUAAUCUUACAACCGGCUCGACACACAACUGCCUUGUAAGUCCCCGCGCUCACGUGUACGCUCUUGCCUCGCUUCAUCCGUCCGUUUCUUGUUCUAG